This is a messenger RNA of Gamsiella multidivaricata, 1305 nucleotides long. RefSeq lists its product as uncharacterized. Gene Ontology annotation, molecular function: protein-disulfide reductase activity; protein disulfide isomerase activity. NCBI's taxonomy places the organism in Eukaryota, Fungi, Mortierellomycota, Mortierellomycetes, Mortierellales, Mortierellaceae. Gene Ontology annotation, biological process: response to endoplasmic reticulum stress. Gene Ontology annotation, cellular component: endoplasmic reticulum lumen. The transcript is spliced from 5 exons. The record is from RefSeq and is a predicted model, not a curated record. The coding region runs from base 1 to 1305 and encodes 434 amino acids.
AUGAAGCAUAGUCUGACCUCCAUCGCCCUCGGUGCGCUUCUCCUCUCACAGUCUGCUCUCGCUGGACUCUAUUCCGCCAAGGAUCAUGUCGUCGAUAUCACCGCUCAAAACUUCCAGGCUGAAGUCAUGGACUCGAACCACCUGGUUAUGGUAGAAUUCUAUGCCCCUUGGUGUGGUCACUGCAAAAACUUGACUCCCCACUACAAGGCAGCCGCCAAGAACUUGCAUGGUAUUGUCAAGCUCGGCGCGGUCGACUGUGACGAUGACAAGAACAGACCUGUCUGUUCCCAAUACGAUAUCAAAGGAUUCCCAACGAUCAAAGUCUUUCCCGCCAACAGAGGUGGCAAGAAGGGCGUUAAACAUCCCAAGGAUUACCAAGGCGAGAGAACUGCAAAGGCUAUUGUCGACCACCUGGUCAAGCUAAUCCCCGACGAUAUCAAACUUGUUACGAGCAACCCCUCCAGUGAAAAGAUCACCAACAUUGACGAAUUCGUCGCCAAGGAAAGCGAACCUCGCGCGUUGUUAUUCACGAAGAAGCUGGCCUCUAGUAACAUGUACAAGGGGAUCGCCACUGAUAUGAAGGACAGGAUGAUCGUCGCAGAGAUGCGCGUCCCUAACGACAAUGUCCUGAAGCAAUUCAACCUCGACAAUCUUCCCACACUCCUGGUCUUCCCCAAGGACAGUCAGGAACCCGUUGUCUACACUGGCGAACUCAAGCGUGAUCCAAUCACCGAAUUCCUGGACCAAUACGCAGCACCAGCCAAGACCGGAAAGCGGGCAGCCGCUCCCGCCCCCAAACCCGCCGUCGUCGAGUUCAACCCCAACAUCAGCCAGAUCGCCGACCAGACUCAGUUCAAGAACGAGUGUCUGGACAAGCCUAUUGGAUCGUGUGUGAUUGCGUUCUUGGUGGUCGAGCCCGAAUUUCCAGAGUCGGUUCAGAUGCAUGAGGAAAACCUGGAGACCUUGCGCAAGGUCAAGAAGACGGCGUUCGACAAGAACAGACCCUUGCAUGUUAUGUGGAUGGAUGCCUUGGACAAGCGUGUGGUUGGAUUGAUGGACCAGUUCCAGAUCUCGAGCGAUAUUCCUGGAUUAUUGUUGAUCAAUCCCGGAAAGAAGGCAUAUGCUCCCUUUGUAGGAGCAUUUGAUGUCGAAGGUAUUCAGGGAUGGCUUUCAGAUUCAUCUUCCGGUCGAGGUAGAGUCUUCCCGUACUCGUUUGAGGUCGCUUUGCCCGAGCCCAGCACAAAGGAAACCAAGAAGGCGGAGGAGAAGGCAGAAGAGAAGAGCAGUAUUAAGGAUGAGCUGUAA